UCACCAAUAUGAAGUUGGUGACAUGAGCAAAUUUGACAUUUGAGGUUCUGUUAUCGAUUCGCACCCCAAAUCUCAACUUCUUUCAGAUUUAAUCAUUUAAUAAUCAAAAACAAAAAUGGGGCACGGAUUCGGGGAAUUAUACAAACUCCGCGGAAUUAUUAUGUACAGAUUGUCUCCAUUCGAGCAAAAAGCUUUUGCUAAAUUGGUUUCCCAUGCUAUACCAAACACGGUUAGAAGGAUUACCGAUUCUGUUUUGUAUGUUGUUCCUCCUUUCGUUCUUGGAUAUUUGGUUUAUAACUAUGGCGAAACUACACAUGAAAAAUUAAAGCGUAAAAAUCCAGCCGAUUAUGAAAAUGAUCAAUAAAUAAAUUAUAUCUUUUUAAUUUGUAGAAAAUAAAUAAAAAUUUAUUAGGAAUUAAA
Onthophagus taurus is the source of this 420-nucleotide messenger RNA. It is a transcript of the gene UQCR-Q, whose product is annotated as Ubiquinol-cytochrome c reductase ubiquinone-binding protein. Gene Ontology annotation, biological process: mitochondrial electron transport, ubiquinol to cytochrome c. The record is from RefSeq and is a predicted model, not a curated record. Gene Ontology annotation, cellular component: respiratory chain complex III. Lineage: Eukaryota; Metazoa; Arthropoda; Insecta; Coleoptera; Scarabaeidae.